Messenger RNA from Penaeus indicus, 2161 nucleotides. Its product is annotated as juvenile hormone esterase-like. The coding region runs from base 8 to 1792 and encodes 594 amino acids. The record is from RefSeq and is a predicted model, not a curated record. Gene Ontology annotation, molecular function: serine hydrolase activity. Lineage: Eukaryota; Metazoa; Arthropoda; Malacostraca; Decapoda; Penaeidae. The transcript is spliced from 11 exons.
AAAUAGUAUGGAGAUUGAGGAAAGCCCUCAGUCGUGGUUGCGUCACCGGAGUGGAAAGAUGGUUACUCGAAGUUACGCAAUGAAGCUGUGGGUCCCUCUUCUUCUGGCGGCCUGGAUGGCAACACUGUCGAAGGCGCAGCAGCAGCAGGAAACCACAACAUUCACAGAGCCUCCGAUGGAGGUGCGUCUCCGGCAGGGCGUGAUCACAGGCGCCCAGUCAGAGUCCGGAAACGGGAGGGUCUUCUACAGCUUCAAGACCAUUCCUUUCGCCGAGCCUCCUGUCGGGGACCUAAGGUUCAGGGAUCCUGUUCCUGCAGGGCCAUGGACGGGAGUAAGAAAUGGAUCCAUCGCCACACCGAAAUGCCCACAGUUGGGAAAUGCUACUGUUGAGGGGAAGGAAGACUGUCUCUAUCUCUCCGUCUACACACCUCGGCCUUACGCGUCGGACUUGCCUGUCAUGGUGUGGAUUCACGGCGGAGGAUUCACGAACGGUAACGGCGAGGUCUUCGGGCCCCUUCCUCUCCUCACGAAGGAUGUGGUCCUCGUGGUCAUACAGUAUCGCCUGGCCACGCUGGGAUUCUUGUCGACUGAGGACAGUGAGCUGCCUGGCAACCUAGGACUCAAGGACCAAACGAUGGCUCUCCUGUGGGUGCAAGACAACAUCCGUGACCUCGGCGGAGACCCGGCCAAGGUCACCCUCUUCGGAGAAAGCGCUGGUGCAGCGUCAGUGCAUUUCCACGUCCUGUCUCCCAUGUCUUCAGGACUGUUCCGGCGAGCUAUCCUGCAGUCGGGGACAUCACUGUGUCCGUGGGCUACUGCAGAAAACCACAGACAGGUAGCCGCUAAGAUUGGUCAGAUGUUCAACUGUUCAGGUCUGGAUGAUCAGCAGUCCACCAGCAGUUCAGCCUUCGUCGCUUGUUUGAGGAAUGUCCCUUACGAAGGAUUAAUUUCAGCCCAGAAGGAAUUCGUUGUGAGUCUAUGUAUUGAUUUAUUAAUAUCAUAUAUCUUUUUAAAAAUACAGGUGGUUUUACGAAGGCAUUGGGGAGUUCCAAUUGACAACCUCACCCAGAAACAACUAACCACCUAUAUCUGCCUUCAACCAGUUUUCAACCUGGACAAUGCCACUGCAAACAGCCUGGUUCAGAACUUCACUGUCAACGGACCGGUUUCACUGAUGUUCGAAGAGGAAGAGGAUCCGGAGUACCUGGCACGUCGAGCUUACCACCACUACCUGGGCGCCAUUGAAUUUACGGAAGAGAAACGGGAUUCACUUAUCAGGCUUUUCAGUGAUAGAUUAUUCGACAUGUGUCACCUGGACGCGGUCGGGCAACACCUCAGGACAUCUCACCAGAACGUGUUUACAUACAGACUGCAGCAUGACGGAGAACACCAGUUUGUCUUUGGUCUUUUCCCUACUACUCCGGAUUGGUACAAUCGAUAUAUCGGUCAUGCAGAUGAUCUUUUGUACCUGUUCAGUGAUCUAGAAGGCAAUAAAACGUUGAAGCAAGACGAGGAUCUGUUCGUUAGCCGUAUCAUGGUGGAGCUGUGGACCAACUUCGCUACCGUCGGAAACCCGACACCCGACCUGUCCCUCGGCUUCAAGUGGAACCCGACGUCCUUCCCGACAGACUCCUACCUGUCCAUCACCUCCUCACCCACCAUGAAGACCUUCGAAGACUGCCAGAUCCGUGAAUUCUGGAAGAACAUGCCUACUAAGAAUAACAAAAUGCUGUACCGUGAGCGCUUCUACAAAUGUCGCUUACCUGGCUGCAUUGACAUGUACCUUCAAUAAACUGACAAGGACGGCGCUAGUUGCCACUGUCAUUAAUGCCAAGGGAACCUGUUCAUAUUACUUUAACAAAUAUUUAGCGGAUAUGUUCCUGACCUACAGUAUAUUAAAUUCUAAUAAAUACAGGGUGAUCUAAUAACAGUAACGUGUAGUCAUUGUUUAUAUAUUUUGUUUUGCUUUUGCACCAUAUGAUCAGAAUAUUUGAAAAUAUGAUUACCAUGAGCUUCUGUGCUUAAUCAUGCUCUCCAGUUUGUUAAAGAUUAUUAGUAUUUCUCAUAACCUUUCUGUCAUAAUUUAUGUAACAUUGUAGUAAUCUGUAACGCUGUGUUUGAGAACGUAUAUUUACACAAUUAAUAAAGGAAGUAUUAGACA